Molecule: messenger RNA, 927 nt
Organism: Colletotrichum godetiae
Lineage: Eukaryota; Fungi; Ascomycota; Sordariomycetes; Glomerellales; Glomerellaceae
Exons: 1
Coding region: 239-721 (160 amino acids)
Source: RefSeq, a predicted model, not a curated record
AGCAGGUAUUGCGGCGUCACUAGAGGACAGAGAUCCCCAAGUCCGCGUCCGUUCUCAACCACCUCUCUCCCCGCGAGUAGCCGCGACGUUCCAGUGUCCCCCCUUCAAAGGUCACUCCCGAAACAGGAAGGUUGGGCGGGCUUGCGCAAGCGUGAUAAGACGGAUCUGCGCCUUUUUGCGGCUUGCCCGCCGCCCUCUUUCUUCUUACAGCAUUCCCACUAUUAAGACCUUGUUGCGCAUGGGGACUGUGUCACUUGUUACAGCUGAUAUUUUGGCACAUCCUGCUAGGUAUUGCACUUCUCCAAAUUUUGGUGUCCAAAGGUGUGUCCAUGGAUUGCCCGCCCGGUCCUUGCGGCGUGGGGUAAAGCGCACCGCCAGCGCCCCGUCAUUCCCGUCUUGGACCGUGGAAAGCCGAUGGGCCACCGGGAAAGGGACAAGAAAGAAAGAGGAACGUGUAAGACAAAUAAGAAGAGAGGUGCGCCCUCCUUCUCGCCGGGAAACACGGAUAGGACGAGGUGAGAUUGCUGCGAAAAAGACCUUACCACUUGAGAACUUCGUAUUUGGGGGGAAAAAAAACAAAAAACAAGAAAGGGUGAAAAGUGGUGUUUGGUUACCACUUACACCGGACUAUAUCCUCGGCUUCGCGUGUCGAGACAUACUGUUGUGUGACAACCAUUCGAAACGAAGAGAGACGACACCUCUGAACUCACGACAUCGUUGAAAACGAGGCAGAACAAGUGAAAAUGGAGACGAGUCACCUCUGGGCCUGGCUUGGCCUCGCCGCCGUGGGAGGCGUGCUCUACGUAAGUCCCAGUCCUCAACAUUGCCAACAAUGAGGGCUUGAUGAAGCCGAUCAAUGUUGGUGGGAAAUAAGAGGAAGCUGGUCUGACAGCCAACGAAAUAGGUCGCUGGUAUCGUCGUAUACCG